Messenger RNA from Theobroma cacao (cacao), 2616 nucleotides. NCBI's taxonomy places the organism in Eukaryota, Viridiplantae, Streptophyta, Magnoliopsida, Malvales, Malvaceae. The record is from RefSeq and is a predicted model, not a curated record.
AAUACUUUCUUUUUUACUAGUUUUCAUCUUUGGCUUGCACAGCAAGACAAAUCAAAAUCCAAUGCCCACCACCUUUGCUUAUACCCCAAAGCACCUAACCGUCGCAUUUAAUUCUAUUCCGAAACUCUACAAAGAGAAAAAGAGAGAGAAAAGAAAGAGAUUAAUCGCAUUUCUCUUGCCACUCGAAGAAGCUUUUAUGCUUCUUUGACAAGAAUAAUACAAUGAGAACCAAUGCGGCCUCACUCUCUAACUGACCUUAAUCAUGCUGUUGCUUCUACACAUGUUCUUAAGCUGAGUUCCCCAAGCUUUCAUUGUCGACAAGAAUCUUAGAAAAAUAAAUCACCAUAUAUAUAUAGCUUCCCUGCACAUAUUCAGCUGCAUUCAAUCCUGUCGGCCAUCUUGUGCUACGAAAUGGUGACUUCAGCUCCUGCUAAAAUACUCAUUGGCAUCCCAUUAGACCCAGAUGUCAGCAAGGAACUCUUGUCAUGGGCAAUCAGAGUUAUAGCUCAUCCAAAUGACGAUAUUGUUGCCCUACAUGUUCUUGGAUUUUUCCUUUUUUUCAGCUGCCAGUCCAAAUUAACUAUUUUCCUCUCAGUUGGUGAGGAGUCCAAGAAGCGUAAAUUGAUAACUAGAGAUCAAGCAAAGCUUCGCCAGGCAAAAGCUCAUGUUAUAUCUGUGCUUGGAGAAUUUGCUAGGACUUGCCAGUCUAAGCAGGUAAACUUGGAGGCCAGAGUAGGAUUUAGCUCUAGUGUUAGAAGGGGCCUAAUUGAGGAUGCAAAAUCCAUCUCAGCUGACUUUCUUCUUCUUCUUGGUUCCAGAAACCGUUCAAACAAAACUUCACACAAAGUUACAAGAUAUUGUUUCGAGCAUGCUCCGGAAGGCUGUACAGUGGUUUCAGUAGGGAAAUCUAGGCAGCCACAGCAAAACUCAAGCACAAAUUCUACUUCUUCACAUUUUGAUGCAGAAACUCGUCAAUGGAGCUCAAGUUGGUCUAACAGGAGUGAUCGCAGUGGCGAGGCUAUCUGCCCUGUUCAAAAUUCUAUUGUCUCCAAAAGGAAGCUGCAAAAGCCUUCACCAAGAACUGUUCUAAAAGCACUUGAAGGGGAAUCAAAUAGCACAGAAGAUGAAACCUCUAGCUUUGGGGACUCAACUAUCUCUGGGUCCCCUCCUCGGGCGCCAAAGUUUAAAAGGCAAUUCUGCAUAAUGAAACAGAUGUCACCAUACAAACUUAUCUCAUCAGUCUUUAGUUCCCCAUUAAGGAAAAGAAAGGCCAGUUUAUCCAACAAAGAAAAGGAGGAGCCUUUAAUCAAGUGCUUUAGCUACGAGGAGAUCUCAAACGCUACAAAUAACUUCCAUCCAGAUAAUAUAGUUGGUCGAGGUGGGUAUUCAGAAGUGUACAGAGGUGAUCUUUCUGAUGGAAGAGCCGUCGCAGUGAAAAGGUUGGCCAAGGCCAACAAGGAUGAAAACAAGGAGAAAGAAUUCCUCACGGAAUUGGGCAUAAUUGGACAUGUGUACCACCCCAAUACGGCAAAUUUAGUUGGCUGCUGCAUUGAAAAUGGACUCUAUUUGAUUUUCAACUUCUCUGAGAAUGGAACUUUGUCAUCUGCAUUGCAUGGUAAAACAAGUGCGUCACUCGAUUGGCCUGUGAGGUACAAGAUUGCCAUUGGAGUUGCUAGAGGUCUUCACUAUCUGCACAAAUGUUGCAAACACCGAAUAAUACACCGUGACAUAAAAGCCUCUAAUGUGCUUCUCGGACCAGAUUCUGAACCACAGAUCUCUGAUUUUGGUCUUGCAAAAUGGCUUCCUAACAAAUGGACUCACCAUGCUGUGAUCCCAAUAGAGGGAACAUUUGGGUACCUAGCACCAGAGUAUUUCAUGCAUGGAAUUGUGGAUGAGAAAACAGAUGUUUUUGCAUUUGGGAUUCUUCUCCUGGAGAUCAUUACUGGUCGCCGGCCUGUGGAUUCAUCAAAGCAAAACCUCCUCUUAUGGGCAAAGCCUCUUAUGGAAUCUGGGAACAUCACUGAACUAGCUGAUCCAAAACUGAAAGGUAAAUAUGAUGAGGAUCAAAUGCAUAGAUCAGUGUUAACAGCUUGCUAUUGCGUGAGGCAAUCCGCAGUAUGGCGUCCAUCAAUGAGUGAGGUCUUGGAGCUUCUAGUGACUGGCCAUGACUCUGAUGUUGCAAAGAGCUGGCGAAUGCCAAAGUUUACAUCUGAUGAGUUGGAUGAUUACUCAAUGGUUUUUGGAUAUGAGGUUCCAACAGAUAUUUCCCUGGAGGAAUUUUUAUGAGUAAUUCUUCUUCCACACAUCUAUUGCAGCUUCAGGUGGUAUGAAACAGGGGACGCUGACGGAGAGCACAUCAUAAUUAGAACUUUUCAUACUUUUAAAUACAUGCUAGGAGUCAGAAUAUAUUGUUUAUUAAGGCAUCCAUAUUCUGCAAUUUUAUUUAGAUCUUCUCAUUAGAGUGUUGUGCUUGGGGUAGAGAAAUUUUCAUCAAGUACAUAUAAAUGGGAUUCUGCAAGAAUCUCCACGACUGAGAUCGGCCUUUCCCUGAAUAUAUACAAAGCCGUACUAAUGUGAAAUAUCCUGAUCAAUUCAAGUUUGCCAUUUACAUUUUAA